UCGUUUUCGCUUCGCUUCGCUUCCAGCCGAGCCGCUUCCUGGCGCCUCCCGGGCUUGGGACUCGCGCCGCCGCCGUUUUUGCAACCCCCGACUCGGCUCAGCCCUCCGGCCGGACAGGAGCCCGCCGCCACCCCGCCCCAUGGCCGCCCUGGAGGUCUCUCCCGAGUGCGAGGCGCAGGUGAACGCCUUCAAGAAAAGCCUUUGCGUCCAGGCUGAAGAACUGGUCGCCAGAAAAUUCCCUGAAAAAGUUGUGGAGCUCAGUAAUUUUCUGAAGGCCCCCGAACUCAACGUGGCAGACCUAACUUCGCUCCGUUCGGAACUGGACAUUCCUGUGCCGGAUCCCAAGAAGGACGAGGAGCGUCGCAAACAGCGGGAAAAAGAAGAGAAGGAGGAUAAAAAAGAAGAGAAGACUGCUAAGAAGGCGUCGGAGGAUGACGAUAAAGCCCCACCGUGUGGUCCUGUUGGCCACAAUGACAAGAUCACCACUUUGCUGAACCGAGUGAAGCCUGAGAUCCAGGGAGCAAAGGAGAAACUGAAUGUGAUUUGUCUCUGGCUACAGCUCCUGGUGCCACGGAUUGAAGACGGGAAUAAUUUUGGGGUUGCAGUGCAGGAAAAAGUGUACGAGUUGUUGACUGCAGCUCGGACAAAGCUAGAAGGAUUUCAAACACAUAUCUCGAAGUAUUAUUCUGAACGGGGAGACGCCGUUUCCAAAGCUGCCAAGAGUCCUCACGUGGGCGACUACCGCCAGCUGGUGCACGAGAUCGACGAAGCAGAGUAUGCGGAAAUCCAAUUCAUGAUCAACGAACUGAGAAACAUUUACGCCGUGGUCUACGACAGCGUCCUGAAGAAUUUUGAGAAGAUUAAGAAACCCCGAGAUGAAAACAAAGGGAUGAUCUACUAAACGGCUCGGCCAGCAAUUGGGACCGGGGGAAAAGCUGCUCUCUUCCAAAUCAUGGAGUCUCCUCCUUUUGCGAUCAACUCGAUCCCCUUUAAAUAAACAGAUCUUAAAAACA
This is a messenger RNA of Candoia aspera, 1013 nucleotides long. RefSeq names its product proteasome activator subunit 1 (gene PSME1). Gene Ontology annotation, molecular function: endopeptidase activator activity. Gene Ontology annotation, biological process: regulation of G1/S transition of mitotic cell cycle; positive regulation of endopeptidase activity; regulation of proteasomal protein catabolic process. Lineage: Eukaryota; Metazoa; Chordata; Lepidosauria; Squamata; Candoiidae. The record is from RefSeq and is a predicted model, not a curated record. The transcript has 11 exons. Gene Ontology annotation, cellular component: proteasome activator complex; nucleoplasm; cytoplasm. The coding region runs from base 140 to 901 and encodes 253 amino acids.